UCCGACAUUAGAAAACACGCUUACAUACACUUUUCAGUUUUCCCCUUCUUUUUCUUUUCUUCGGUUCAUUCGUUGCUAAUGCUCUUUCAGAAACACUAAUAGACAUGUCUCUUCCAAGAGCCACAACAGUAGGCAAUAAUAGUCCAAAUAACAGCACUCUUCAACAGCAACUGAUGAACAAUGAAGGAAGAAUAGCAACAGCACCAACUUCUUCUUCUUCUUGGAAUAGGGUUACCAACAACAAUAACAUCAGAAACUCUGUUAAUCCCAUACCUCCACAAAAGAGAAGCAAACUUGAAGAUAGCGACGAAGAUCUGUUCACAGUUCCUGAUGUGGAAACCAUGCUGAGUGUGCAUUCUACAGCGACAAAUACAAAUAGUGGUAACGUUGAUCAAAGCAACGCAAUAGACUCUCAGCUUCAAGCUGCCGUUGCUGGGAAACGCCGCCGUGGAAGAAACCCUGUAGACAAGGAAUAUAGACGCCUCAAGAGAUUAUUGAGGAACAGGGUUUCUGCCCAACAAGCACGCGAAAGAAAAAAGGUUUAUGUGAAUGACUUGGAAUCAAGAGCUAAAGACUUGGAAGAUAAGAAUUCCAACAUGGAAGAGCGUAUCUCCACCUUAAUCAAUGAGAACACCAUGCUCCGCAAGGUUCUGAUGAAUACGAGGCCUAAAGUUGAUGAGAAUGUUAAAGCAUAGUCAAAGACGAUUCAAUAAUAAAAUAUAAAUGCUAAGCAGACUAAGAUAGAGAUGGCUAGCAGAGGAAAGCAUUCAAUAGUGUGUAAAUAUCAUUGUUCCUUGUACACACAAGAAAUAUAAAUCUCUACCUUCCCCUUCUACUCAAGUCUUUGCCCUAUAUGUAUAUUUAUAUUGACAAAGUUUUAAUUAUUUUGAGACAAAUUAAGCAUAGAGAGAAAUGACAGACGUUUAUUUGAAUCCGCAUUUUACACAUCUGACAAUAUAAUUACCUGUUGAUCAAA
Messenger RNA from Arachis stenosperma, 976 nucleotides. Its product is annotated as transcription factor HY5-like. The coding region runs from base 105 to 695 and encodes 196 amino acids. Lineage: Eukaryota; Viridiplantae; Streptophyta; Magnoliopsida; Fabales; Fabaceae. Gene Ontology annotation, biological process: positive regulation of transcription by RNA polymerase II; response to red light; response to far red light. Gene Ontology annotation, cellular component: nucleus. The record is from RefSeq and is a predicted model, not a curated record. The transcript is spliced from 4 exons. Gene Ontology annotation, molecular function: DNA-binding transcription factor activity, RNA polymerase II-specific.